Messenger RNA from Monomorium pharaonis (pharaoh ant), 1578 nucleotides. RefSeq names its product MAD2L1-binding protein. The record is from RefSeq and is a predicted model, not a curated record. Bases 295 to 1077 code for a protein of 260 amino acids. NCBI's taxonomy places the organism in Eukaryota, Metazoa, Arthropoda, Insecta, Hymenoptera, Formicidae. Gene Ontology annotation, biological process: regulation of exit from mitosis. The transcript has 2 exons. Gene Ontology annotation, cellular component: nucleus.
AAGAGAAACAAUGAGAAAAAAAGAUAAAAAAAGUCAGCUUCGAACUUUGAAAUUCGAAAGAACAAAUCUGGAUUAGAUUUAAUAACCUAGCAUGAACUUAUUUAAUUUUUCCUAAUCUAACUUAAUCCGAGACACGCGAAGGUAUCACAAGUCACAAGGUAUCGCACAAACGCGGAUACAAAUUGUUCCGAUAGACAUCCCUCUUCGUUCUUUUCUGUUUUUGGCGGACAAAUAGCAUUCAAAAUAAAUCUUGCCACAGAUUUUACCCCGAAUUAGAACAGGUUCUCUUUCAAGAUGUUCUCCAGGGACAGAAAGGACGAGACAGAGAUCGACGUGAUACUGGACGAACCAUUGACCAGCGAUUCGUGCACAAAAACUGUGAUGGAACUCAUAAAAUACAUUCUGUAUCAGAAACAACAGAUACCGUUUCCGUAUGAGGCAUUAGCGCGAUUCCAGACGAGCGUGAAGGCGACGGACAGGAACGCGGUCUCCUUCAAGGCUCUGUCGAGUACGCUGAAGAACGUCUCGGAUCACCUGUCCUCGCAAUUCUUCCUUAAGGGUUGCGACAUAAAAGAGGUUGCCAUAAUCCUCGGCGCUACAAUCCUGUCACCUAAGCUCUACAUCAAGAUAGAGCUUCCCUCGUAUGUUCUCAACAGCAAACAGCACAUGGAGUAUCAGCAUUCCUCCAGGAAACCACUUCUGAAGCUUAUGAGGUCUAUGUUGGAGUGUGAUAAGUUUCAGGAAGCCAUGAACGUUCCUUUAAGCAUGACGAAUAUGUUUAUUAUGCUGAGGAAGAGCGACAGUAAUUCUGUGUCUGAUUUCUUCCUGCUUAAACCGCAAUAUGUACCACCCAAUCAAACAGCCAAUCGCUUUAAGAUUAAACUGUGCCAGAGUGAUCAAGUGGAUAUGCAAUGUGACUGUAGGACGCUUGUUAAAGUGUAUCGUGAUUCCUGUGAGACCUGCUUGGAGAAUGAGGAAAAUGACGUGCAAUAUACUCAGUAUAACAGUUCCACUGAAUCUUCCUAUCGAUGGUAUCAGUCAAAGCAGAUCAUAAAAGGAUUCAAAUUCUGUUCGUGACCCUAACUUUGUGACAUAAUGGUUGUAGCAGAAUUUUUAUAGAAUAGACAAUUUAGUUCUAGAAUAUUAGAUGGAUUAAUGUUACAUAAUCAUAUUAUAAUUUUAAGAUUAAUGGAACAGUAUUAAGCACUGAAUGUUUGAUAGUAUUAAUGUGUUUUUUACCGCUGACAUUGCGUUGAUGUCAGUAUGACUUGACAAGUGUCCUCUGAGGUCAUAUGAUAGAAAUUUCCAUUCACUAUCAGAGAGAGCAGAGCAGUACUUUUUAUUUGUAUUAACAUCUUACAAACAUGAUAAGCCUUAUUAGCCAGUCAUUGAAGUUAUGUAAUUGGGAUUGCAAUGCAAAAAUUAUGUAAUAAUAAAUUUUAUUAAUAGAUCUUUAUAGUAAAAUAGACAAGGUAAGAAUGUUAUUGUCGAUUUAUUGUAAGAUGAAUUUUGUAAUUGCCAUUGAUAUUUUAUAUUGUAUACAUAAUUAUAACAGUUAAAUAUUUUUAUCUUAUCAAA